AUGAAGACCAAGUUGUGGAUCUUCCCCCGGGGCAUGGCCCGCGACGGCGGUGUGGGCGAGGGCUCUCUGCAGUGGACCUCCAAGUACGGAUCGGUGGUGGCCUCCAGCUACGACAUUGCCACCACCGAUGGCAUCAACGAAGCUGGCUUAGUGGGGAAUGUGCUCUAUCUCGCUGAGGCACAGUACGGAACUGCAAAACGGCAAGGGCAGAAGAAGAUCUCCAUGGGUGCCAUGCUGCAACACAUCCUGGACAACUUCGGAACGGUCCGAGAGGCUGUGGACUUCAACCGAGGUGAUAAUCUUUGUGUGAUAGCUCCUGAUUUGCCGAAUGGUGAGAAGACCACUGUCCAUGUUUCCAUCAGUGACGCAAAGAACGACUCGGCUGUCUUCGAGUACAUCGACGGACAACUGCGGAUUCAUCACGGCUCAGAGUAUCGAGUGAUGACCAACUCCCCUCCCUACGACCGACAGGUGGCCUUGGCCAAUUAUUGGACCGAGAUCGGUGGCUACACCUUCUUGCCGGGCACCCACCGGGCAGCCGACCGCUUCGCACGGCUGAGCUACAAUUUGCACGCGGUGCCCAAGGUGAACCAGUCGCGGCAGGCGGUGGCCACCGUCUUCUCGCUCAUGAGACAUAUCAGUGUGCCCUUGGGCAUCACAGCUCCUCAAAAGCCCAACUUGGCGUCGACCUUGUGGCGCUCUGUGGCGGAUCACACCCGCUUGGUCUAUUAUUUCGAAUCGGUGACCGCACCAAGCGUUUUCUGGGUCGACUUGAGGCUUGGCAAAGUGAAACUGACCGAGCUGCAUGUGGGACAGUCACCCUCUGGUGGUCUGGUUUGGGAGCUCUUGAAUCUGAAGGCUAUUGAAGUCUAUGAUGCCAGCAGAAGUUGUGGACCUUUGCGGGCGAUCUUUGGCUUCAGUUUCCGCCCGCUGCCACCCAAUGUUUCAGGGCUGAAGGGCUCCCGACAGGCACGGAAGGGCACCGCCAGGUGCAAGAUGGGGGGCGAGAACGCGAUGUCGGGCAUGGGCGCCAUGGCGGCCCAAAUGUCGGCGAUGGGCGCAAUGGCCCAAGGCUUCGGCAAGGGCAAAGGGAGCUGGGAUGGCAAAGGAAAGGGCAGCUGGGGUGGCAACAGCAAGGGCGGCUGGGGUGGCGACAGCUGGGGUAUGGAUAAUGGCGCAGGCAAAGGCGCCAUGAUGGCCUGGAUGCAAAAGGGCAUGCAGAUGAUGAUGUCCAAGGGCAUGGGCAAGAUGGGCAAAGGAAAGAAAGGCGGUGGAUGGACGGCGCCCGUCGGAGGCACCUUCACGUGCGCGGUGCAUGGGAAGCAACGAAGUGCCAACGCAGUGAUUGAAGUUGGCGAUGGAACUUACCAAUGCAGGCCCGACUCAGAGUGCAAAGGCACCAAUGGGCCGAAAGUGAAGUCCGCCAUGUGCUCCUUCAACGCGGAAGGAAGAUGUACCAAGGGAGAGAUGUGCAACUUUGCACACACUCCCGAUGAGAUUGGCAUGCCCUGCCCCGAAGGUGCCUCUUCUCGCUACAUGCCGUAUUGA
Durusdinium trenchii is the source of this 1548-nucleotide messenger RNA. Lineage: Eukaryota; Dinophyceae; Suessiales; Symbiodiniaceae. The record is from the annotation of a GenBank genome assembly.